UUAUCAUGUUCUCCAAGCUUCUUCUGUGCUGCCUGUGUGUUUACGUGGCCGCUCAAGUUACUGUCGAGGAUAACCCUCCCCAACCCUACAGCUUCGAAUAUGAUAACACCGAUGAGUUCGGAACACGUCUGACCAGGCAAGAGACCGGUGACGAGUUCAAUGGCAAGGUCGGCUCGUACAGCUACACGGACGCUGCUGGCGUCCACCGUACCGUCAACUACGUCGCCGACGCUGCCGGUUUUCGCGCCACCGUCGACACCAACGAACCAGGCACCAAGACGUCCGAGCCAGCCGACGCCGCUACCGUCUCCGCCGCCGUUGAAGGCCCACAUCCAGAUGUCGUAAAGGUUGUUCGCCCAGCGCCGGUCGUUGUGAAGGCAGUUCAACCAGCACCAGUCACUCUGCAGGCUGUGCAUGCCUCCCCGGUGACACUGCAAGCUGUCCACACUGGUCCUGUAGCCUAUGCUCAGCGAGCAGCUCCUGUUUUCUACACUCAGCAUGCUUCUCCGGUGUCCUACUCCGUGGGUCAUGCUCCACCCACCUACACGCUCGGCAAACGUGCUUAAAAAUACACAAAAUAACGAUAUUAAAUAUGUUUUGAAACAAUCAA
Messenger RNA from Ixodes scapularis (black-legged tick), 610 nucleotides. Its product is annotated as cuticle protein 16.8-like. Gene Ontology annotation, cellular component: chitin-based extracellular matrix. Gene Ontology annotation, molecular function: structural constituent of chitin-based larval cuticle. Bases 6 to 566 code for a protein of 186 amino acids. The transcript is spliced from 3 exons. Lineage: Eukaryota; Metazoa; Arthropoda; Arachnida; Ixodida; Ixodidae. The record is from RefSeq and is a predicted model, not a curated record.